AUGGUAACUCUGGCUCAGAGGCUCGCUGCUGGAGACCACAAAGUCCUGCCAUGCUCGACCCAGGAGCUAAGUGAUCUGCAACGUGAUCCACCUGCCCAUUGUUCUGCAGGGCCUGUUGGAGAUGACUUGUUCCACUGGCAAGCAACUAUUAUGGGACCUCCUGAUAGUGCAUAUCAAGGGGGAGUGUUUUUUCUCACUGUUCAUUUUCCAACAGAUUAUCCUUUCAAACCACCAAAGAUCGCUUUCACAACAAAAAUAUACCAUCCAAACAUAAACAGUAAUGGGAGUAUUUGCCUUGAUAUCCUGAGGUCACAGUGGUCACCAGCUUUGACUGUAUCAAAAGUUUUAUUGUCCAUAUGCUCCUUACUUUGUGAUCCUAAUCCUGAUGAUCCUUUAGUACCAGAUAUUGCACAAAUCUACAAGUCAGACAAGGAAAAAUACAACAGACAUGCAAGAGAAUGGACUCAGAAAUAUGCAAUGUAAACUUGUGAAGACUUUUUCAUAUAUACCACAGAGUACUGUAAAUUCUAGGUUUUUUCAAAAUUAGAAGUAAAUGAAGCACAGUUUACUGUUUCAUUGUACCAUGAAGCCCUUUUAAUUUUUACCCAUGUAAGUGUGUUUCUGGAGCAAGAAAAAACAAACUUCCAAAAAUAAUCUUAAAGCUGUGAUGAGAGUAUUUAUCCUUUUUGUAUGCUUUGCAAAAGACAUUUAUUAUGGUUUUUAAGACUCUUGGACUUCUGCAUCUUCAGCCUACAAGAUCCAUAAUGCAGUUGUAAAGCAACCAAAUCAUUUUUUGCUGAAAAACUAGAUGUUUUACUUGAGAAAUACUGUAUGUGUCUUUAAAAUACAUUGUCAAUUUCAUAGGUCUGUUCAAAAUUUAAUUGUUAUAUAAUUUGUAUUUUUUUACUGUAUAGACUAAAUAUAUUUUAUUUACCAUGGAAAUCAAUUCAUUUAGACUGGUUUUUUUUCUCAAGCACAGUAUUGAUAUGAUACAACUGCUGAUAAUGAAAUUAAUGCGGUGUUGCUCCCUAUGGGCUCUUAUACAGAGUGAUUGCAGAUUUCUUAAAACCUAAAAUGAUCUUUGCACUGUAAUUCUUAGUAUGCUGAUUAUGGAGGAAACACUUGGUUUUUUUAUUCUGUUGCAUACUUGACUUAAUUUUAUUGCAUUGUGAACUAAUUGCACUGCUAUGUAGAAAGACAUGUAACUGUUUUGUUUGUUGCUAUUUACGACUGAUUUCCCUCUCCCCUCCCCAAUAUUGGCUACAUAAUAUUCUCAGACCUUUUACAAAUCUUACAGUAGCUUUUUCCAUAUAAAUAAAAUGCAUUUUCUACUA
This is a messenger RNA of Pelodiscus sinensis (Chinese soft-shelled turtle), 1334 nucleotides long. NCBI's taxonomy places the organism in Eukaryota, Metazoa, Chordata, Testudines, Trionychidae. The record is from RefSeq and is a predicted model, not a curated record.